This is a messenger RNA of Elephantulus edwardii (Cape elephant shrew), 1122 nucleotides long. It is a transcript of the gene PEX3, whose product is annotated as peroxisomal biogenesis factor 3. Gene Ontology annotation, molecular function: protein-macromolecule adaptor activity. Gene Ontology annotation, cellular component: peroxisomal membrane. The transcript is spliced from 12 exons. The coding region runs from base 1 to 1122 and encodes 373 amino acids. Gene Ontology annotation, biological process: protein import into peroxisome membrane. The record is from RefSeq and is a predicted model, not a curated record. Lineage: Eukaryota; Metazoa; Chordata; Mammalia; Macroscelidea; Macroscelididae.
AUGCUGAGAUCUAUGUGGAAUUUUCUGAAACGUCACAAAAAAAAAUGCAUCUUCCUGGGCACGGUCCUUGGAGGAGUAUAUAUCCUGGGGAAAUAUGGACAGAAGAAAAUCCGAGAAAUACAAGAAAGAGAGGCUGCCGAGUACAUUGCUCAAGCAAGACGACAGUAUCAUUUUGAAAGUAACCAGAGGACAUGCAACAUGACCGUGCUGUCCAUGCUUCCAACACUGAGAGAGGCCUUAAUGCAGCAGCUCAACUCUGAGAGCCUCACAGCUCUGCUAAAAAACAGGCCUUCAAACAAAGUAGAAAUAUGGGAGGAUCUGAAGAUAAUAAGUUUUACCAGAAGCAUCGUAGCUGUGUACAGCACUUGUAUGCUGGUGGUUCUUUUGCGAGUCCAGUUAAACAUAAUUGGUGGAUACAUAUACCUGGAUAAUGCUGCAGUUGGCAAAAAUGGCACUACAGUUCUUGCUCCUCCAGAUGUCCAACAACAAUAUUUAUCAAGUAUUCAACACCUCCUUGGAGAUGGCCUGACUGAAUUGAUCACAGUCAUUAAACAAGCUGUGCAGAAGAUUUUAGGAAGUGUGUCUCUUAAGCAUUCUUUGUCCCUUUUGGACUUGGAACAAAAACUUAAAGGAAUCAGAAGUCUCGUUGAGCAACAUAAACCUUCUUCUUGGAUUAAUAAAGAUGGAUCCAAAUCUUUUUUAUGCCAUUAUAUGAUGCCAGAUGAAGAAACUCCAUUGGCAGUUCAGGCCUGUGGGCUUUCUCCUACGGAUGUUACCACUAUUAAGCUACUCAAUGAAACGAGAGACAUGUUAGAAAGUCCAGAUUUCAGUACAGUUCUGAACACCUGUUUAAACCGAGGCUUCAGUAGACUCUUGGGUAAUAUGGCUGAGUUCUUCCGUCCUACAGAGCAGGACCUGCAGCGUGGCAACUCCGUGGACAGUCUCUCCAGUGUCAGCUUGCCUUUAGCCAAGAUAAUCCCGAUAAUAAACGGACAGAUCCAUUCAGUGUGCAGUGAAACGCCUAGUCAUUUUGUUCAGGAUCUGUUGACGAUGGAACAAGUGAAAGAUUUUGCUGCUAAUGUGUAUGAAGCUUUUAGCACUCCUCAACAGCUAGAGAAGUAA